Messenger RNA from Agrilus planipennis (emerald ash borer), 2478 nucleotides. Its product is annotated as amidophosphoribosyltransferase-like. The record is from RefSeq and is a predicted model, not a curated record. Gene Ontology annotation, biological process: purine nucleobase biosynthetic process; purine nucleotide biosynthetic process. The transcript is spliced from 8 exons. Gene Ontology annotation, molecular function: amidophosphoribosyltransferase activity. Bases 169 to 1782 code for a protein of 537 amino acids. NCBI's taxonomy places the organism in Eukaryota, Metazoa, Arthropoda, Insecta, Coleoptera, Buprestidae.
AUUAAUUUUUACUAAUAUAUACAUAAGAAAUAAAAUAACACUUAUUUUGUUUGUCUAACAAUAAGAGACUAGCAUGUUAAUAUAAAACGCGCAACAUCACGAGGACUUGUUUCAAAUUUCGUUUCAUGUGCAGCGAUAGCAGACGGUUUUAUCAACGUAAUCAAGAAAAUGUUAACGUCAGCUAAAGAAAAGUCGACUGAAAGCCGUUUAGAAACAUGCGAAUCUAAAGGUAGCAUGAAAAAGUAUGACUUAGAUGAGAAGAGAUUAGGAAGGGGUGCGGUGCUAUCAGGGUUGACUCAUGAAUGUGGUGUCUUUGGGGCCAUAGCGUCAGGAGAAUGGCCUACGCAUGUAGAAAUUGCUCAGAUCGUUUGUUUAGGACUUGUGGCUGUGCAACACAGAGGACAAGAAUCUGCUGGUAUAGUAACAAGCGAAGGUAAAUGCGCCAAACAUUUUAAUGUCCACAAAGGAAUGGGAAUGGUAAACAAUAUUUUCAACGAUGACGCAAUGAAGAAACUUAAGGGGAACCUUGGUAUCGGACAUACCAGAUAUUCCACGUCUGCCGCUUCUGAAGAAGUCAAUUGCCAACCCUUUGUCGUCCAUAGUGCCCAUGGAGUACUCGCUGUAGCCCAUAAUGGUGAACUGGUCAAUUGCGAUAGUUUACGUAAAAUGGUAUUAUCCCGAGGUGUGGGCCUAUCAACUCAUUCAGAUAGUGAGUUAAUAACCCAAGCCCUUUGCCUGAGUCCUCCUGUCUGCGAGAAGAACGGCCCGGACUGGCCGGCCAGAAUAAAACAGCUCAUGACCCUGGCACCCCUCAGCUAUUCACUGGUUAUCAUGCUUAGGGACAGGAUAUACGCAGUGAGGGAUCCUUAUGGUAACAGGCCCUUAUGUUUAGGAAAAAUGUUGCCCAUGAAUGAACCGUUGUACAAAAACUGUGAUGAAACCCUUCAGGCAGAAGGAUGGGUUGUUUCUUCAGAAUCCUGCGGCUUCUUGUCGAUCGGGGCACAGUACGUUCGUGAGGUUUUCCCCGGUGAAAUAAUCGAAAUGACGCGACAUGGUAUCAGGACCAUCGAUAUUGUUGAAAGACCCGGAAAUGCGCCUCAGGCUUUCUGCAUUUUUGAGUAUGUCUAUUUUGCUCGUUCGGACAGUAUUUUUGAGGGCCAGAUGGUCUACGCUGUAAGAAUGCAGUGCGGACGACAGUUAGCUAUCGAAAGCCCCGUCGAGGCAGACAUUGUAAGCUCAGUUCCAGAGUCUGGGACAGCAGCAGCUCAUGGGUUCUCGAGACAGAGUGGUAUUUCUUUUGCUGAAGUUCUUUGCAAGAAUCGGUACGUUGGAAGGUCUUUCAUUCAACCGAGCACGAGACUAAGACAAUGUGUGAUUAUUAUUUAUUUUAAAGGUGCUUUGGGAGGAAACGUCAGAGGUAAACGAAUAGUUCUCGUUGAUGAUUCUAUUGUUCGAGGCAACACAAUUGGUCCAAUUAUAAAACUUCUGAAGAACGCUGGAGCGAAAGAGGUCCACAUUAGAAUUGCCAGUCCACCCUUACUUUAUCCCUGCUAUAUGGGUAUUAAUAUUCCCACAAGAGAGGAACUUAUUGCAAACAAACUAAAGCCCGCAGAGCUUGCAAAACACGUUGGUGCUGAUAGUCUAGCAUACUUAAGCGUCGAGGGACUUACAAAAGCUGUCAGGAAUGAUAUUAAACUAAAAGAAACUAAUGCCAUUGGUCACUGCACCGCGUGUCUUACAGGAAAUUAUCCCGGAGGAAUUCCCACACAAGUGGAUUGGUAGUAAGUGUUCUUCAACUUUUUCCUGCUACUGUUUCAAUUUCCAUUUUUUUUUUUUACUGAUACCUGUAAGACUGCCAAACACGUUAACAUUAAAGAUAAGUUCAUAAUUAUGUAUUAAAAUUGUCAGGGAUAAAAAGGACAAGAAAGGAAUAGAGAAAAGAAAUAGUUUAUGUGAAAAGUUUUCUAGGGAUUAGUAGCUUAUAUGAGCUUUACUUAUAUUUGUUGUCCCUUUGAAAUUACUUUUUACUGAAAUCUAUCCCUGGUCAAUUUUGAAAGUCAGCUGCAGCAAAAGUAAAAUAAACAAUAAAAAACCUUUUUAAAAUUGAGGCAAAUAAUUUUUACGAAAUUGCUUAUAACUGUUUAUUUUAUUUGAAGUUGACUUAUCUACCUCUAAUACACUUUCACAUUCCAUACACUAAAGAUUGACGAACUGUAUCAUGUAAACCAUAAAAAAUUGUUAUCAUCGCACAUUAUCAUCACAUUUGUAAUUUAAGCACAAAUACUUUUGUAUAUUCUUUAAUCAUUUAUUUUUAUUAAGCAGUUAGUCAUAUCGUUAAGUAAGGAAUUAAGAAAGUAAAAAUUAUUUUCCUGUUUGUAGAAUAAUAGUAGCAUUUAUUUAUUUAUUCUUUUAUGUUUUUGUUUCUACUUUUCUAUUAAUGAAAAAAAAAAUUGGACAGUUUCUGUCUGGCUUAAAGAA